AAGAGGAAGUAAAAUUAUUAUAAAAAAAAAACAACAUUUCACAAUUGAGAAAUUAAUCAAAAAUUAUGUUUCUCUGAAAGGUGUUGGAAUCUACAGACCUCGUUACCUAUAGUUUACAGCAUAUAUAAACAAAAAGAAUGUAUCAAGUACCAAAUUACACCGAGACAGUGUCGAUGAGAUUAUCUGAAGUACUAGCUGAUAUAGGUGUUGAUGAGAGAAUUGUGCUGAAGAGGAGAAGAGCAUUGCUUCUGGAAGAAUCAAUGAUCAAUGUGAAUAACCAAUUACGUAAUGAGAAUACUUAUACGUUAUAUUAUUUCGGAAGUCGAUCAGAAGGAACAACUACCAUAGGGAUGGAGUCAGACACAGAUGAACUUUAUUGUUUCAAUAAUCAUCCUGUAAUACAAGAUUGGUGUGAAUGGAUACCUGGUGUAACUAAUUAUUUGAUGAUUCAAGAUAAUUCUGUAUCUCCUGGAUAUUGUUUACUUCAAUUACUAAGGAAUGAUGCUCCUCUUCCUGUUGAUGGAGAAUCUGAUCAAAACUUCUUCAGAGACAGAACAGGAAAAAUGCUGCUAAAACAAUUUAUUGUCCCUGGUAAAUAUUUCGACAAAUUACAUGGACCAGCAAGAGUAAGUCAAGGACCACAUGGUUACAUAGAUACAGACAUUGUGACAGCUCUGCACUGUAAAACAUGGCCACAACAAGCUCGACAAUGGUUGGAUCAACAAGGUGAUGCUCAGUGGCCGUCUGCUGAAAUGAAACAAUAUUGCAGCAGAACGGGAUGCUUUGUUGUUGCUGUUGGAUGUAGAGGAAGUGAACAUGAGCAUGUUGAAUGGAGAAUAUCAACAUCUUUAUCUGAAAGGUGUUUAAUGUUCAACCUGAAUAUUACACAGAUUCGCUGUUAUGUCUUGAUGAAAAUGUUUAUAAAAUCAUUCCUUGGUUCACAGUUUGAAGAUGUAAUUUCAAGUUACAUGUGUAAAACUGUUCUCUUCCACUGUAUUGCAAAUUCACAUUUUAACAUAUGGAGAGAAAACAAUUUAUUUUCUUGUCUAUCACUGUGUUUAAAUCUCCUUUAUAACAAUAUCAUUAAUGAAAACUGUCCACAUUUUAUCAUACCUGAGAACAAUUUGAUGAGAGGUAAGAUAUCACCUGUAGACAAACCAUAUAUCCUGGAAAUACUUAACAACAUUAUCAACAGUGAAGGAGUGGCACUACUUGGUAUUAAAUGUGAUGAUCUUGGUUCCAGGCUUCAUCUCAAGUUUUAUAACUUAUGUCCAUUCAAGACAAGUGAUCUCAUUUCAGGAUAUCUAUUACAUGAUACAGCUAGCAACAUUUUAAAUUCAUUUCUUUUUAAUAGUUCCACUCUAAAGAACAAAAGUCCUUAUGAAGCUGUACAGAUAUUGACAAACUGUAUUUUAAGUAUCUUAAAUCUCCAAUAUGAAGGAUUGGUUGAGACAGCCUGUCAACGUCUAGCACCAUGGUACUGUACAACCCUUGGAUCUAUGUUGGCCUCCAUCAACAUCAAUCAGCACAACACUGUAUCAGCUGAUGCUCUCAAACUCAUCUCACUUGGUCUGCAUACAGAUGUUGCAUCAAGUAAACUGAAAUUAGCUUCAAUUUUAUAUUGUGUACAAGAAAUACAAAAAGCUGACCUGGUUCUCAGUGAGAUUGAAAGAAGCUAUGAUCUGCAAAUUGUUGAGCCAGUCUGUAGUUGUUAUGAGUUUGAAAAAAAAGCACCAAGACAAGGAUUCUUUGUGACAUGCGACAAUUAUAAUGAAGACGCCAUACAGUAUACAACUGCAUCAUGUGUCACAUUUCUGCCAUGUGAAAUUCACUGUAUACCCACUGAACUCAGAUAUGAAAUGUUAAGAUCUACACCGGAGGACAGAAUAUUCCUUACAGAAGAAGAUGACUGGAUGGAUAAUGCUGUGGUGGAUUCUUUACCUUACCUGUAUUUUCUACAAUACAAGGUUACCAGACAUCUUGGGAGGAAUAAUGAAAAACAAUCUGCUCUCUCAAACCUUCUCAGAACCAUAAUAACCGAACCAAACCUUGGACACCGGGAAACAGCUUUAAGUAUUCUCGGAAAGUGUAUGGAACAAGAAGGUAGAGUAAGGGAUGCUCUACAGUGCUAUUUGAUGUCUCUGAAUCUAAGGAGGAGAAACAAUGCUGCAAAGAUACAUAUCUGCACACUUCUAUCGGUAUUGAGAAAUAUCAGGGCAUAGAAUGUACAACAAAAAGGCGGAAAUAACAAAAGUAUAAAUUAUGAAAAAGAGAGACACAAAAUGUAAAGGAACACUCCUGCUAAACAACAUAUUAUAUCUAUCUAAUAUGUGUCUUGCUAUAAAAAAACAUAAGGAAAACAAAAAUCAAACAGGAUCUUUAAAUAUUUAAUAAAAUUCAGCCAUCCCUAAAUG
Molecule: messenger RNA, 2414 nt
Organism: Ruditapes philippinarum (Manila clam)
Lineage: Eukaryota; Metazoa; Mollusca; Bivalvia; Venerida; Veneridae
Exons: 2
Coding region: 138-2222 (694 amino acids)
Source: RefSeq, a predicted model, not a curated record